This is a messenger RNA of Ectocarpus sp. CCAP 1310/34, 4056 nucleotides long. The record is from the annotation of a GenBank genome assembly. Lineage: Eukaryota; Phaeophyceae; Ectocarpales; Ectocarpaceae.
AUGAGUGAUUCUUUUACUGAAACCUUGGCGGACUUCAGUUUUAAAGUCUUCUACUACGGAGACGAGCUUCCGGAUUUCUUGUGGAACCUCCACACCAGUGCCAACCUUUCAGCGCUGGGAGAGAAAAAACGGCCGAUUGCAGUUGGAGGGGUUUUGCGUCGCAUCAUCAGCGGCAGCUUCUACCGCCAGUACAAGGGAGGAAUUGCGAACAUCUUCGAAGCAGCAAAUCAGUUCGGAGGUGGUGUUCCAGGAGGAGUUGAAAUAGUGGCUUCCACAGCAGCCCUCAGCCACCAGCAAGGCAGCACCAUUCUCUCCUUUGAUGGGAAAAACGCUUACAACAGCAUGCGCAGAUCUUCCAUCUUGCCAGCAGUGGCCACUUUGACGCCACACUUGGUGAAGUACUUCGGGAACAUCUACGCUCGAACCAAGGCGAAACUUCUGUUCAAAAUGGAAGAUGGUUCGAUCGAGGUUGUUCUUUCACAGCGCGGAGUUCAACAAGGCUGCAAUUUGGGAGGGUUUGGCUUCUGUGUAGGACUUCUUGAUAUCAUGAAAGAGUUCAACAACAAGCCACCAGUGCCAGGAGUCAAACUCAUCGGAUACGUCGACGACCUCCAAGCACAUCUUCCACCAGGUUUGGCUAGGAACAUGCAGGCCAUAUCCACUGUAACGAAUUGGAUUCAGGAACGUCUCUCCCAAAAAGGCAUUGAGCUCAGUCUCCCGAAAUCCAAAGUGCUUUUCCCGGAAGGUCUUUGCAUGUCCUCUUUGACAAACGACGAACAGCAACAAUUGACGAAAAUUGGUCUGUCAGUUGCUGAAGGUGGCAUGCCAGUUGUCGGGAUCCCAGUAGGAACAGAGGAGUUCCAGAGGAAUUUCGUUUCCAAAAUCGCCCGUGGUGACCCGGCGGAAUUGAUACUCCGCCUAGCAACGCUUGACGACCCUCAAGCCAGCUAUCAACUGCUGCGUUUAUCUGGUGUGCCACGUUUGUUCCAUCUGCUGAGGACGAUUGCACCGUCUAUCACCAACUCUGCCGCAAAAAUACAUGACAACAUGAUGAUGUGGGCAAUGAGUAAGAUCGUCCUUGGCAAGAUGGCCGACAGCAUGAGAAUACCAACGGUCAAAGAGGUACGCGCAGACCCGACGAAGAGCGAGGAGGUAGAUUUCUUCAAAGGGACAGCUCGGGCGCAGGUGCACCUACCCAUGCGAGAAGGAGGACUAGGAAUCACGAGCAAUGUUCUCAUUCGAGAAUCGGCUUUUGUGGCAGGGCAAGCGCUGGUGUUCUCCAAGUCAGUGCAAGCAUCGACAGGAUACACAGUUGAGCAAUGUCUACCCCGGCUUGCCCAGCUACCGACAGGAUUGGCUCUGAUUGACUCGCUGAAGAAGCUAGAGGAAAUCAUCACCAAAGACAAGCUUGAAAAAGCUGUUGGGCAGUCAUGGGCUAAACUUGCCACAAGUGAUGAGUUAACCCCCGCCCUCAAAGGAGUUUACUUGUUGGAAGCAGGGAAGGCGGGAAAACCCCGUGAAGAUGGAAACCCUGACGUAGAACAUCAACCACCGUCUACCUUCAGCCGAAAUGAAUUUGGUCAACACUACCAAGUCUUUGGAGCCCAAGCUCUCCUUUCGAAACCUCUUCAUGCAGCAGUGCGCCACAUGGUGGAGACAGACUUGCAGAAAGUAGUAGGCGAGGAAACGCCAAAGAAGAGGGCGUUGAUCCGCUUGGAGGAAGCGAAAGGCAAGGGAGUUUUGUCGUGGUUGACAACGCAAGGGUUGUCAGCAGAUGAAAGAAUGCUGCCUGAUCUAUAUCGAGAGUCAAUCGGUCGUGUACUGGGGAGUCACGAUCGAGCAGACUGCAACACAGGCAAACUUUGUGGUGCAGGUGCAUUGUUACCAUGCAAGGACCGCUUGAGCCGAGCCCACUCCCUCGUCUGCACCAAGACCGGCGCCUCAACCUUCCUCCAUAACAGGAUGGUUCGAGUAGUCCUCAAGACACUGCGCGAGUGCCAUAUGCCCAUCGCCGUUGAGGAUUCUUCCCCUUUUACCACAGGCACUGGUAGGGGAAAGGGGCUAUACAAGAUGGAUUUGGUAAUCCCCCCAGGAUUACACGCAGGAGAGAAGGAAGAGGACCUCUGCACCAAGUCCAUUCUGAUCGACGUAACAAUCGUCAACCCAUCAGCAGGUCGAAGCAUCGACAAGUCGAUCCUUAAGCCAGGAUCCGCCCUCGAAGAUCGAGCUGCAAGUAAGGCAAAUCACUAUGCGGGAACUUUCAACCCGUCUAGAUCUACCCUCCUUACUGCUGCUUUUUCAACGAAUGGUGGUCUUGGCAAAGGCACCAAUCGACUCAUCGUUGCUAUCGCCAACCACUUGGCGCACGAAGCUUUUUGCCGGGAAAAUUUUGACGACGAGAGGGCCUUAGUUCGCCUGAAAGCUUUUCAUACUAACAGGAUUCGGAGACGGUUUACCUUCGAGCUAGCUCGUUUUCUGUCGAUGCGAACUCGCGAUGUGUUCAAACGUCAUGGGCUACUGAUCGACCAACUUCCACCAGGGCCAAUCGGUUGGGAUCUCUGCGACAACGAUAGUAAUGAGGGUAAUUCUUUUGGGAGUGACGAAGACGAAGGAAAGGGAAAGGGGAGAAAGGAGGAUGACGACGAUGGAGCAGAAAAACAUGGAGGAGUGGAAGAGAGCAAAGGGACGCCGCAACCCCCUCAUGGCCACCCCUGCAAGGGAGGAUGUGGCGGGCGGCUCCACGGCAAUCGCGGCAGCGUGUUUGAGGACAACGAGCAGCACCGCAUCUGCAGCACGUGUGUCGCCAGGACUAGCAAGCGCAAAGCGACACCAACUAAGGGUGCUGGGGCGGGACCAUCUAAAGGCCAGAAGCAGACGAGCGGGGGAAGCAAGAAGGGAACGGGUUCUCGUGCGCGGCUGGACAACAAGAAGAAGCUCGAGAUUCUGAAGAUGUUGGAUCAGAAGGUGUCUCAUGCACAGAUUGCAGACCGCUUGAAGUGCUCGCUUCGGUGCUUUGUCAAAGCCGAGACGCUUCCGGAGGAGAUGGCGGCUGAGCUCACCAAGCAACACGGAAAGACCCGGUUCAACGUCGCCGAGCCUGACCUGAAGGCUCUCGCAGAGACUGUCAACACGUUGAGCACGAGCGUGCAGGACGCGCAGAAGCAGGGAUCCCGCGUCGUGGACGAGGAGAUCAGCGAACUGUUGGCAGAACUCAACAUCGAACCCGGAAAGCCGGUCGCGGGGGAAGCGGUGGCCGCGAUUCAGGGGUGGGCUACCAUCGAGGACGACGAGGAGGUGGUAGAGGCUCUUCGAUUGGACGCGGUGGAAGACAUGACAGCACUGCUGGCUGGAACGAACUUGUCUACCGGCGGCGACGACGAGGAGGACGAACAGGACCAGGGCGGCGGCGGUGAGAAAACGGGGCUCGAGCGCCGUGCCCCACGUGCGCCACCGGGUUAUGAAGAACUGUCGUCUCACUUCGGCGCCCUGGAAGUGGCAGCAGAGGACAGUGGCAACGGAGACGCGGCGUUCUACCUAACGAAAGCGAAGAUGUCGAUGAUCGCAGCGCAUUCCGCUAGGCGGGUGCGCCAGACAGACAUUAGAGGAUUUGUCGCGACGUAGAGUUCAUGGUUGUUUCUUUUUCUUGCGGUUCGCUUCCUGUCGUGUACUUACAGUUUAAUUUUUUUUCUUGCAGCAUCGAAGCGGGUACGCCAGGCAGACACUCCAGUGUCGCGACGUAGUUUGGGGGGGAGAUACAACUGUAGUGCAGUAGUAUUGAUGUUUGUUUUCUUGCAGUGCGCUUCCUGUCGUGUACUUACAGUUUAAUUUUUUUUCUUGCAGCAUCGAAGCGGGUACGCCAGGCAGACACUCCAGUGUCGCGACGUAGUUUGGGGGGGAGAUACAACUGUAGUGCAGUAGUAUUGAUGUUUGUUUUCUUGCAGUGCGCUUCCUGUCGUGUUUCUUUUUCUGUAUUGUCUUUUGUAUCUUGCAACAUCGCAGGAGGGGCUCUAGGGCUGAGAUAUAGUUACGUCCACUCUGUACGAACGGGAGCUUUAC